This is a messenger RNA of Diaporthe amygdali, 648 nucleotides long. Its product is annotated as glutathione-dependent formaldehyde-activating family gfa. Gene Ontology annotation, molecular function: carbon-sulfur lyase activity. The transcript has a single exon. NCBI's taxonomy places the organism in Eukaryota, Fungi, Ascomycota, Sordariomycetes, Diaporthales, Diaporthaceae. The record is from RefSeq and is a predicted model, not a curated record. Bases 1 to 648 code for a protein of 215 amino acids.
AUGUCUUCAAAUGGGGCCAAGCACGACAAGAAAAGCGAGUCUGAGUCAGACACGGAAGUGCAUCAAUACCAGGCUGGUUCAACCACUCAUCGUGACCUCGAUGAGUGGAAGCAUCGCGCACCGUAUCACAUCCACAAGAAAGAUGAGAACUUCCCUGUGAAGUGGCGAGGACAAUGUCACUGUGGGCGCGUCAAGUAUCAACUCAGCCGUGAGCGGCCCUUGAUCUCAAAAUACUGCCACUGCACGACGUGCCAGCGGCUGCAUGGCGCACCUUUCCAGUGGGCCACCAUAUUUCACAAGGAGGAUAUCAACUUCACACACGGCCACCACGACCUGGGUUGGUACGACCCUUCCGCGAAGUCGCAGACACACCACCUCCCCUGCAAGGUGUCGUGCGCCUUCUGCCGGACGCCCAUCAUGGACGAGGGAAGGAACAUGAUCCUGCUCUACCCGACUCUCAUCGAAGGUAUUGAGACACCUGAGGCAAGAAAGGCAUUUGAGUCUAAGUGCCACAUGUUUUACCCGCAGAGAGUGGUGGACUUCAAAGGGGAUGGGAUUGCAAAGUGGUCUGGGCUGGAGGGUGACAGUGACUUGUUGGAUGACGAUGGGAACGUGAUGAAGAAGAGGAAAAAGCAAGAGAGCAAGUGA